Hyaena hyaena (striped hyena) is the source of this 1582-nucleotide messenger RNA. RefSeq names its product metabotropic glutamate receptor 3. The record is from RefSeq and is a predicted model, not a curated record. Gene Ontology annotation, cellular component: membrane. Lineage: Eukaryota; Metazoa; Chordata; Mammalia; Carnivora; Hyaenidae. Gene Ontology annotation, biological process: regulation of synaptic transmission, glutamatergic; G protein-coupled glutamate receptor signaling pathway. The transcript has 4 exons. Gene Ontology annotation, molecular function: group II metabotropic glutamate receptor activity. Bases 190 to 1551 code for a protein of 453 amino acids.
GCCGCCGCGGUCAGCCCAGUCCCUGCCCGGAGUUGUCGGUGAGAGGAAUUCGGUAACAGGCUCUGUUAGUCUGUUCCUCCCUUAUUUGAAGGACAGGCCAAAGAUCCAGUUCGGAAAUGAAAGAGGACAACUAGUGGGCAACGUUGCCUUCAUCCAUUGAUAUCUCCCGGAGGCACGGAAGCCGGAUUCAUGAAGAUGUUGACAAGACUCCACGUUCUUACGUUAGCUCUGUUUUCAAAGGGAUUUUUACUCUCUUUAGGGGACCAUAACUUUCUGAGGAGAGAAAUUAAAAUAGAAGGUGACCUUGUUUUAGGGGGUCUGUUUCCUAUUAAUGAAAAAGGCACUGGAACUGAGGAAUGUGGGCGAAUCAAUGAAGAACGAGGUAUCCAACGCCUGGAAGCCAUGUUAUUUGCUAUUGAUGAAAUCAACAAAGACAAUUACUUGCUGCCAGGAGUGAAGUUGGGUGUACACAUUUUGGAUACAUGCUCAAGGGAUACAUAUGCAUUAGAGCAAUCACUGGAAUUUGUCAGGGCAUCUUUGACUAAAGUGGAUGAAGCUGAGUAUAUGUGUCCUGACGGAUCCUAUGCCAUCCAAGAAAAUAUCCCACUGCUCAUUGCCGGGGUCAUUGGUGGCUCAUACAGCAGUGUUUCCAUACAGGUGGCAAACCUGCUUAGGCUCUUCCAGAUCCCUCAGAUAAGCUACGCGUCCACCAGCGCCAAACUCAGCGACAAGUCGCGCUACGAUUACUUUGCCAGGACCGUGCCCCCGGACUUCUACCAGGCCAAAGCCAUGGCCGAGAUCUUGCGUUUCUUCAACUGGACCUACGUGUCCACCGUGGCCUCGGAGGGCGACUACGGGGAGACGGGGAUCGAGGCCUUCGAGCAGGAGGCCCGCCAGCGCAACAUCUGCAUCGCGACCGCCGAGAAAGUGGGCCGCUCCAACAUCCGCAAGUCCUACGACAGCGUGAUCCGCGAGCUGCUGCAGAAGCCCAACGCGCGCGUCGUGGUCCUCUUCAUGCGCGGCGACGACUCGCGCGAGCUCAUCGCCGCCGCCAGCCGCGCCAACGCCUCGUUCACCUGGGUGGCCAGCGACGGCUGGGGCGCGCAGGAGAGCAUCGUCAAGGGCAGCGAGCACGUGGCCUACGGCGCCAUCACGCUGGAGCUCGCUUCGCACCCCGUCCGCCAGUUCGACCGCUACUUCCAGAGCCUCAGCCCCUACACCAACCACCGCAACCCCUGGUUCCGGGACUUCUGGGAGCAGAAGUUCCAGUGCAGCCUCCAGAACAAGCGCAACGACCGGCGCCCGUGCGACAAGCACCUGGCCAUCGACAGCAGCAACUACGAGCAAGAAUCCAAGAUCAUGUUCGUGGUGAACGCGGUGUACGCCAUGGCCCACGCCCUGCACAAAAUGCAGCGUACCCUCUGUCCCAACACCACCAAGCUUUGCGAGGCUAUGAAGAUCCUGGACGGGAAGAAGUUGUACAAGGACUAUUUGCUGAAAAUCAACUUCACAGAUGAAGUGAUCUGUCCAAGGUUGGACAGGUGUCACUGACUAGUGACAGGAGCAAAGACUGAAAUCCAGG